UUUUUUCCCUAAUAAAAAGCUGAAAAGAUACAAGAUCCACCUCGAACACCCCUCCACAAAAAACUCUUCCAUACACCUAAAAAUUCCCACAAUUUGCAAAAAGAAAUCCCAAGUAAAACUCAUUUUCUCCCUCUUUCCAUCAACACCCAUAAAUCGAGAUUCUUCACUAAGGGUGAUAAAGACAAACAAACACACAUCUAAGAGAAAAAAAAAUCUCAUCUUUACAAUUUGUACACUUGUCUUUUUCUGACUCCAUAUCUUCAUACACACUCUUUAUAUCUGUUUUUCACCUGGUUUUAGAUUCUUUUGUCAAUCUUUAAGUUCCCAUAAAAGGAGGGGUCUUUUUGUUUUCUUGUUUUUGUUUUGUACUUUUGAUGAUGGUUAAUGUUUGAGCUAGUUUGAGUAGUUUGUUGUAGUAAUUUGUUAUGUAAGUUGAUAUGAUUCUUGUACAAGUACUGUUGAGUAAGUUGGAGUUGUUGUUGUCAUAAAGGUGAGAUCUUGGUGGGAAAAAAAUUCAAGAUUUUGGGUUUUCAAGAAGGAUGAUGAGGAUCGGGAAUCUUAGUAGCUCAGUUGGUUAGUUGGUUGGGAGUCUGGAGUUUUGUGUUGUUGGUGAGGGUUCGAUUCCUCACCUUGUAAUCCUCUUGGUUGUUACCCAUUAUCCCAAUUUUCAAGAAGGAUAAGAUGAGGAUCGGGGAAUUUCAGUAGCUCAGUUGGUUGGCUAGGCUAUCUAUCUUGGCUACGCGAAAUUUCACCUUGUUGUUGUGUGAGUGGUGAGAGUUUGAUUCCUCACCUUGUAAUCUCCUCGAUUUCAAGAAGGAUAAGGAAGAUGAGGGAAGAAGAUUCAAAUUGGUUUGCUAAAUGGGAAGAAGAAUUGCCUAAACCAGAAGAGUUAAUGCCUUUAUCACAAACCCUUAUAACUCCGGAUCUUGCCAUAGCUUUUGAUAUUCCAAACCCCACUAGUCCAAAUCCUCAAAGUAAACAGCAGCAGACUCCUCUUGUUCCAUCUUCUCAGCCAAAUUCAUCAGCUGAAUUUGAGUCUGCUGAACUGAAUGGGACAGGAGGUGGAGAUGAACCAGCAAGGACGUUAAAAAGGCCGCGUCUUGUGUGGACACCACAACUACAUAAGAGGUUUGUGGAUGCAGUUGCUCAUUUGGGGAUCAAGAAUGCUGUCCCAAAGACUAUAAUGCAACUGAUGAGUGUAGAUGGAUUAACGCGCGAAAAUGUUGCUAGUCAUUUACAGAAGUAUAGGCUUUAUUUGAAACGUAUGCAAGGUCUUUCGAACAGUGGAAGUGGUGGGAGUAAUGCUCAGUCUUUAUCAGGAGCAGGUGUUGAUCCAGCAAUGGACAAUUUGUUUGCAAGUUCACCUGUUCCGGCACAUUUUCUGCACCCGGGGAGAGGUAAUUCUGACCAUUUUAUGCCGUUUGUGCCAGUGGCACCUAUGCAGCAUCAUCAUCAUAUGGGAGUGGUUGUUGGACACCAUCCACAAGUUCAACAGCAGUAUAGGCAAUUUGGGUCACCGGCGAAUGGACAUUUUGAGCACCCUUUUUUGUCUAGGCAAUCACAGCAGCAGGUUCAGAGAAUGGGAACAUCGGUGCAUAAUGGUAGUCCUGUGGUGUCAUCUUAUGUGGAGGAUGUGGAUUCAGCCACCACCGCGAAUGGGAGGAAGGUACUUACACUGUUUCCAACAGGGGAAGAUUGAUUAUAUAUCAGAGUAAAUGUUGAUUUUUAGCAUCCUGCAAAUCCUGUUAAUUUGACUUCUAUGUAUUCUAGAAUUUAAGUCGAAUAACAUUUGAGCUUUGCUUUAGUACCUUUUUAUUGGAUUAGUGGUGUUUUAGUGUUAAUAUCUAUAUGGAGUUGUUGGUAUGAUCUUCAACUCUUAGUGGAACUGUGAAUCCCCCUUUUAUAAGAAUUUGGAUUUGAUGCUUAGUGUCAGUCCUGAAACUGUUUCAGUUAGAUGAAUUCUACGAUUGUAAUUACGUUGUGAUGAGUUUGACUUGUUUAAUUGCGCCCUUACAAGCCA
This is a messenger RNA of Capsicum annuum, 2020 nucleotides long. RefSeq names its product transcription factor MYBC1. NCBI's taxonomy places the organism in Eukaryota, Viridiplantae, Streptophyta, Magnoliopsida, Solanales, Solanaceae. The transcript has a single exon. Gene Ontology annotation, biological process: regulation of DNA-templated transcription. Gene Ontology annotation, molecular function: DNA binding; DNA-binding transcription factor activity. Gene Ontology annotation, cellular component: nucleus. The record is from RefSeq and is a predicted model, not a curated record. The coding region runs from base 827 to 1699 and encodes 290 amino acids.